AACAGGGCCCGAAACAGUCAGUGAGACCGUGGCUGGUCUGAUUUUAACUUCAACUCCGCAUUCCUCCCCACCUUGGUAAUCUUUCAGCCUCCCCACCUUGGUAAUCUUUCAGCCUCCCCACCUUGGUAAUCAGAAAUCUGUCUCCCAGGCCUUCAAAAUAUGUCAAACUCCUGCAUCCACUCUCUGCCUUUUCAAGACCAGAUUUUCAAAGAGUCUCAACCCUCCUCACCUGUGCCCGAACUGGACGACCCCACCACCCUCUUAAGUUUUUAAACAAUCUGACAGUUCCUGUUCUCACAGGGGGUGGAGUCCAGAUCAUGUAAAUUCUAAGCUGUUUUUCACACCCUAUAAAACUGCUGAGCUUCUUGCUCUGAGCUCAAAGCCAGGUAGGACUUCCCAAGGACUGGUCUCACAUUGUUUUGAAAUUCUAGCGCGGCCAAACUAUCAGUGAGUCAACUCCCAAGAUGAAAUACCUCCUGCUACUCGGAUUUGCCCUGGCUGCCUGUUUCAUGUUGGGUGAUGGUUUGCGGUGCUACCAUUGUGCGAUCUCAUUCAAUCGCUGCAUUUCUGGUGCCAGAAACUGUUCUAGUUCGGAUGAGCUUUGCUUUGAACAAGUCGGUAAAGCUGGGUCAGCGUCUGUUUAUAUCUCAGGCUGCAAAGCGCGUUCCGGAUGUAAUCAAACCUUUCAACAAAGCUUUGCGGGUUUUGAAGUGUCCCUGAAAACUCGCUGCUGUGACCGUGACCUCUGCAACAGCGGCAGCCACAUCAAGUCAUCUCUGCUUCUGAGCUCCAUCUUGGCUUGGCUUUGGAUGAUUCGGUUCCUCUGAAGCUGUGUGAGUGUGUGUGUGUGUGUGUGAGUGUGUGUGAGUGUGUGUGUGUGUGAGUGUGUGUGAGUGUGUGUGUGAG
Chiloscyllium plagiosum (whitespotted bambooshark) is the source of this 906-nucleotide messenger RNA. RefSeq lists its product as uncharacterized. Lineage: Eukaryota; Metazoa; Chordata; Chondrichthyes; Orectolobiformes; Hemiscylliidae. Gene Ontology annotation, cellular component: membrane. The record is from RefSeq and is a predicted model, not a curated record. Gene Ontology annotation, biological process: sperm-egg recognition.